AUGGCCAUCCUGCGCCGAAAGGAACACCACCCUUUCGUAUCGUGCCUGGUGGUCCUCGGCUCCUCCUGGUUCAUGCUGCUCAUCUUCCGCUGCUUCGCUCUGCACACACCUAGCAACAACCCGCUGAAGAAACCACCCUUCAAGCUCAAGGACACAAUGCGGCACCCCAUCGAAACCCUCGUCAGCGCAAAGUUCCGGGUAACAGCAGGAAUUGAAGAGGGCUAUGCUGUGGUCAUCGUGCAGGAGCACCGCCACCACGUCAACAUGGACGUGACGCAUUAUGAGCGGCUGAACAUGUUCGUGCGUCGCUUCGAGCCCGUGUACUACGACCCAGAGCUGGUGCACCGAAACCACGUGCGGGCAAAGCGUUCCAUCGAGGGCGGCGGGAGUGGCCACGUGCGCGUGCAGAUACGCAGCACUAAACGGUCGCUCAACUUGCAUCUUUCUGCCGACGCGUCCGUGUUCCACGAGGAUCUCGUUGUCGAGUCGUCUACGGAAGGGAUUAUCAACGUUGAUACAAGCCAUAUCUACAAGGGAUACAUUAUCGGCCAACCCCGCAGCCGGGUUUUCGGCUCUUUGCACCGUGGUGUGUUCGAAGGCAGCAUCGAGACCGGCUCGGGCGACAGCCUUUACGUGGAGCGGGCCAGGAGGUUCUUCAACGACAGUCGCCCUUACCACUCGGUGCUCUACUCGAGCGCCGACGUCGAGUUCCCGACGGCUCACCUCGCUCAUGGCCGCGUGGGCCGAAAACUGCAAGCCAUUACCAAAGCAAGCUACAGCGACGAAGGUGACAGGAAUGACACUGAGAAAAUUGGAAUAAGUCAGGCAGAUAACGGCGACUACGAAAGGCGAGACAACGCCACGACAAAAGAUGGCGAGCGAAUUGUCGGAGGACGACGUGACGCCACCGAGAAGACGGAGCGGGAAAAGUUCGACGAUUCUGAAGACGAGAGGGAUACGCUGAAGGGGACGAGAUCUAAGUGGAGGAGGCCCGCCCGACGACGGGCGGGGUCGCGGUCGCGCCGCGUGUGCAACUUGGAGAUCGUCGUCGACAACACGCUCACCGACAGCGUCCUGGAGGAGACGUCGAAUCUGGCGCUGUCGCGGGAGAUCAUCGCGUCCAUUAUCGCCCACAUAGUCCACAAGGUGAACGCCAUCUACGGCGACACAAACUUUGGCGGCAUCGAAGACAUCAACUUCGUCGUGCAACACAUCAUGAUUAGCGAGCCCGGAGACUGUGUGGGUUACAAGACCAAGCACGACCCGCUGUGCAGCACGUCUCUGGACCCGCCGCACCUUCUGUACCUUGUGUCGGUGACGCGCCACGACGACUACUGCCUCUCGUACAGGCUCAACUACCGGGACUUUUCGGACGGCACUCUGGGGCUUGCGUGGAUCGCCAGCGACGAACUGGGCUCUGGCGGCAUCUGCGAGCGGUACCGCACGUCCGUGGAGCUGGACCCCGCCAGUGGCGACUACGUGCAGGUCAAGAUGAGCCUCAACACUGGCAUCACCACGCUCAUCAACCACAGGCAGUACGUGGGGCUGUCCGUAGGCGCGCUCACGCUCGCCCACGAGAUUGGUCACAGCUUCGGAUCGCCCGUGAGUCGAACCUGCGUCACAUUUAUUUCCGUAUUCCAGCAUGGAUGUCGCUCACUGAUGCAGCUCAGCGGCCUUUAAGGGGGCCCUACAGCAGA
Molecule: messenger RNA, 1697 nt
Organism: Dermacentor silvarum
Lineage: Eukaryota; Metazoa; Arthropoda; Arachnida; Ixodida; Ixodidae
Product: disintegrin and metalloproteinase domain-containing protein 10 homolog
Exons: 10
Coding region: 1-1680 (559 amino acids)
Biological process (GO): membrane protein ectodomain proteolysis; Notch signaling pathway
Cellular component (GO): plasma membrane
Molecular function (GO): metalloendopeptidase activity
Source: RefSeq, a predicted model, not a curated record